Molecule: messenger RNA, 1462 nt
Organism: Selaginella moellendorffii
Lineage: Eukaryota; Viridiplantae; Streptophyta; Lycopodiopsida; Selaginellales; Selaginellaceae
Exons: 3
Coding region: 123-1355 (410 amino acids)
Molecular function (GO): protein binding
Source: RefSeq, a predicted model, not a curated record
UGUUUCCAGAAGGGCAAAGAGAUGGCACUGUGGGAGGCUGGUUUACAGGGACGAACAAACAUAGAUUGCUAAAGGGACGAGGUCGGAGCUAUUAAAACGUUUGAAGUUGUCUUUUCCCUUUCAUGGAUCCUGGGAGAGGUCCUCACGACUAUCAAGGUUGGGGAGUUUCAAGAAGGAUUGGAUGGCAUCACCAUCACUUUCGGCCCCCAGUUCCAGUUCCUCCGUCUCCAUCGCCAACUCCAUUCGCUCCAGCUCCAGCUCCAUUCCCAUCUCCUAUUACUCCAACACCAUUCCCAUCUCCAACUCCAUCUCCAACUACUCCAACUCCAUUCCCAUCUCCAACUCCAUCUCCAACUACUCCAACUCCAUUCCCAUCUCCAACUCCAUCUCCAACUCCAACUCCAACUAUAUCACCAGCGUCAACAAAAACAACAGCGCUUCUAUCUUUGAUUCCUUUUGUGGUGUUCGUAGGGGUGGUAGCUCUUCUAGCGUUUGGGCUUUGGUGGGUCUUUGAGAGAAAAAGGAAAGAUGAUGGUGGUGAUGGAGAUAGGGAAAAACAUGAAACUCGAGUCGAGCUAGGUUUUAUCAGCUAUCGCAACGAAGCGGAGCUCAAGCAAGCCGAGGAUGGUUUACUAAGAGGAAAAGAGGGAGACUUUGGGAUUGACGUUGGCGCACAGGAAUGUUCAGAAGCUACAAUACACCAUGUAGAUUCUAUCCAAACUAGCAGCAAGGAGAGAGUUGGUGACGUCAAUAGUUGCCAUGCACAAGAAUCUUCAGAAACUAUCCAAACUAGCAGCGAAGAUAAAGCUUGCGAGAUAGAAGAAUUAGGUCAUGCCAAGGAACAAGGUGGCGGCGGGAACAAUAGAUUCCAGAAGAGCCAAUUCGGGAGGUCUUUGGCCGCAGAGUAUGUAGAUGCUGCAAUGGCUUGCAUUCGUAACGAUGGAACAGGGACAAAUUCCUCGUUUACCGUCGUAAGGAUGAGGACCGCACUGAUAAAACUCACCCGGGCCAUGGAAAUUCUGAAGGCGGAGAGCAGUGAGCACGAGGGCCUGUUUGAGGUCUUCAACUUGAUGGGAUUUGCAAACCUGGAGCUCGAAAAUAUUCCAGUAGCCUCCUCACACUUCGAGAGGGCAAAGGCGAUCGCUGAGAAGAACUUUGGAAUGGGGCAUCCCAGCAUCUUGGCUGCAGCUCUCAGCCUGGUAGCGGUAUACUCGUCCAUGAACAGAUGGAGCCAAGCAAUUAGAUGCCAGGCCGAGGUUCUAGAGCACCUCCAGGCACAAAACGUGCAUCCAGAUGUUCUCAAGGAGCACAAGGCCAAGCUCCAGAGGCUACACGAUGAAGAGCUUCAACAGUGAUUUUUAGAAGAUUACCCCAGUAGCUCAACAGUCAAGCAAUGCUCCUUGAGAACAGUUAGAGAGGCUAAGGAGAGAAAACUUUUAGAGUAGAAAAUGUAAGAUUAUUU